This is a messenger RNA of Cucumis melo (muskmelon), 1431 nucleotides long. RefSeq names its product fe(2+) transport protein 1. The record is from RefSeq and is a predicted model, not a curated record. Gene Ontology annotation, cellular component: plasma membrane. Lineage: Eukaryota; Viridiplantae; Streptophyta; Magnoliopsida; Cucurbitales; Cucurbitaceae. Gene Ontology annotation, biological process: zinc ion transmembrane transport. Gene Ontology annotation, molecular function: zinc ion transmembrane transporter activity. Bases 129 to 1181 code for a protein of 350 amino acids. The transcript has 3 exons.
UGUAUAUAAAUAAUAAGUUGUCCUUGUGCAAAAUUCCACAACUCAAGGAAAUUGAGAUAUCAAUUUUCACUUAUAAAUCCAAAUCCAAGUAGAGAAAAAAACUUGAAAGAAGGAAAAAGUCAAAUCCAAUGGCAUCCUUCACUAAACUCAUCUCAAUCUUCUUGUUUCUCCUCUGUUUUCUCUCAAUCCAAGCUGUUUCACAAUCUGAUGAAUGUGAAACCACAGUCAAUUCAUGUACAAACAAAGGCAAAGCUUUACGUCUUAAAAUCAUUGCCAUUUUCUCGAUCCUCAUUGCGAGUGUUAUCGGUGUUGGCUCGCCACUCGUCACUCGAUCCAUCCCAAUGUUGCACCCGGAUAGAAACAUGUUUGUCAUUCUCAAAGCAUUCGCAGCAGGUAUCAUUCUCGCCACCGGUUUCAUGCAUGUUUUGCCUGAUUCUUUCGAUAUGCUUUGGUCGAAUUGUCUCAAGGAGAAUCCAUGGCAUAAGUUUCCCUUUUCGGGUUUCGUCGCUAUGAUGUCUGCCAUCGUCACCCUCAUGGUGGAUUCUAUGGCUACUAGUUUGUAUACCAAGAAACAUAACGAAGUUAUGCCCGAGAAUUCUCCGAGAGGAGGAGAUGAUCAUGAGUCGCCUGUAGUGAGUGGUGGCCAUUUCCACGGCCACCAUCAUAUGGAUGCUAAAGAAACUAAUGCCGGUUCUCAACUCUUGCGUUAUCGUGUCGUUGCCAUGGUUUUGGAAAUGGGAAUUGUGGUUCAUUCAGUUGUGAUUGGACUUUCACUUGGAGCAACAAAUGAUACUUGCACAAUCAAAGGUCUAGUUGCUGCUCUUUGUUUCCAUCAAAUGUUUGAAGGGAUGGGUCUGGGUGGCUGUAUUCUUCAGGCAGAAUACAAGUGGAUGAAGAAAGCAAUAAUGGUAUUCUUUUUCUCAGUGACAACCCCAUUUGGGAUAGCACUUGGAAUAGGUUUAUCAAAAACAUACAAAGAAAAUAGCCCUAUUGCACUCAUAACUGUGGGAUUGCUAAAUGCUUCUUCAGCUGGCCUUCUCAUUUACAUGGCUUUAGUGGAUCUUCUUUCUGCUGAUUUUAUGGGCCCUAAAUUACAAGGCAGCAUCAAACUUCAAGUCAAAUCCUACAUUGCUGUUCUCUUAGGAGCUGGUGCUAUGUCUUUAAUGGCAAAGUGGGCUUGAUUUGAUAUUUAAUUCAACCCCAAUCUAAGCUUCUCUUCUUCUUCUUCUUCUUUUUAAUUUCUUUCAAUAAAUUAAUGUAUGUUCACUCUAAAACUUUCUGAUCAUAUCAUAUCAUUCAUUUCUCUUUCUUUCUCUUUCUUUUUUGUUUUGUUUUGUUUUUUUUUUUUUUUUUUUUUUGUGUUUGUAGAUUGUAAUUAUUGUGAUCUCCUUAAAUGUCAAUGAUAUGGUGUACUUUUGUAGUUCUUGAUUA